AGCCGAAGAUGUCGGCUCGGUCAUGUGAUCAGCUGUGUCCAAUCACAGCUGAUCACAUGGCACUGAUGAUCAGUGUGCCCUGAUGAACAGAGUGGCCCCAGAAGUGCCACCUGUCAGUGUCCAUCAGUGCCAGCAGUCAGUGCUCAUCAGUGCCAUGUGCCAGUGCCACAUCAAUGCCACAUAUCAGUGCAUACCAGUGCACAUCAAUGCCACAUAUCAGUGCCCAUCUGAGCUGCCUUUCAAUGUCACCCAUCAGUGCCACCUAUCAAUGCCAAUUAGUGCCACCUAUCAGUGCUGCCAAUCAGUGCCACCUAUCAGUGCCAGUCAUCAGUGCCAGUCAGUGCCGCCUAACAGUGCCAGUCAGUGCUGCCUAACAGUACCAGUCAGUGCUGCCUAUCAGUGCCAGUCAGUGCUGCCUAUCAGUGCCGCCUAUCAGUGCCGCCUAUCAGUGUCAUGUAUCAGUGCUGCCUUUCAGUGCCCAUCAGUGAUGCCUGUCAAUGCCCAUCAGUGCAACCUACCAGUGCCUGCUCAUCAGUGC
Molecule: messenger RNA, 538 nt
Organism: Staurois parvus
Lineage: Eukaryota; Metazoa; Chordata; Amphibia; Anura; Ranidae
Source: the annotation of a GenBank genome assembly